Molecule: messenger RNA, 4343 nt
Organism: Anneissia japonica
Lineage: Eukaryota; Metazoa; Echinodermata; Crinoidea; Comatulida; Comatulidae
Product: coiled-coil domain-containing protein 39-like
Exons: 21
Coding region: 176-3082 (968 amino acids)
Biological process (GO): cilium movement; inner dynein arm assembly; cilium-dependent cell motility
Cellular component (GO): axoneme
Source: RefSeq, a predicted model, not a curated record
UUGGUACCUAAGCAAUAAACAACAAUAAUAAUAUGCCUGGCUCGCCAAUUUGUCUGAAUCAGUGCUGCUGAUUAGGCCUAUAAUACCGAGAAAUACUAGCCUAUGCUAGGGGAAAAGUAGUCUGUAUUUUAAGGAUUAAUUCAUAGUAUAUAAAACGCGUAUUAAACAGUUGAAGAUGAGCGUCAAAGGAAUUUUGGGAGACAUGGACUGGGACGAGGGUCUCAAAGUUCCAGUAGCUAAUGCGGAGAAUAAGAUACUGGAAGAACUUGUACAAAGUAAACAGCAAGAAAUUGUGAAGUUGCAACAGGAGUUAAGUACACAUGAUGACAAAGUCCAUGCUUUGUCCGAGCACUCCCGUAACGUGAACCAAGAGCUAACCCAUACCCUGGGUUUAUGCAAAGCACGCGAGCACCAGGUGGAAACAGAAGAUCACCUGAAGCAGAUUGCCCUGCGAGAAGAAGGUAGACUGAAGCAGGAGAUCAAACGGGUUGAAAAUGACUUGACUGAUAUUAAAGAAAGAAAAAAUAUAUAUGAAAAUACUAUAUUUAAAGAUACAAAGCAACUGGAGGAGCUGAAAUCCCAGAUGAACUGGGACCAACAAGCACUAGAAGCAUGGCUGGAGGAAUCCGCUAGGAAAGACGAAGACUCCAUGACGUUAGCCAAGUACACGCGUAUGGACGAGGCAAAGGUCAAGGAAAUAUCAUUAAGGAUGCAGAAAAUGACUGAUGAGUCGAUGAAGAAAAAGAAGCUUCUUGAUCAUGAGAUGACGCAGACGUUAACAGCCCAGUUAGAACUUGACAAAACAGCAGAGGAAUUUCGCAAAGCUCACCAAGAUAGGACAGAGUUAAUUCGGCAAUGGGAAGCUACCAUCGACCAAAUGCAGCGUAGGGAUCGUGAAAUGGACCAACUUGCCAAUGAUCUUGCGAAUGUAAAAGGUGAGGUUCGGUCACAUGAGGAAAUCGUUAGAGAGAAGCAACAGUUUCUGGAAAAUGAACUGGAAAACAACGAUGAACAGCAAAAGAAAAUACAAAGCACAGAUCGACUAUCAGCUAAGUUACGGAUUGAUUAUCAGGACACAGAAACACAGCGUAUUCAGUUCGCUGAUGAGUUGGAGACCCUAAAGUGUACGGUAGAAAGAACAGCUACAGAUUUAGAAGGAAUGCGAAAAACAGUCACCGAGCUAAAGAGAGAUGUUGAGGAUAAAAAGAUGAGAGUCCAGCAGGCUAGAGAAGUCAACCAGCAAUUGAAUGACAAAUAUCAUCUCAUCAUGGAUGCAUCAAUGACUGCAGAAGAGAACGCUGCCAUGAUGGACCAACUCCUUCAGGAGGAGGAAGACAACAUGAAAGAGUUGGAAAAGGAACUCCGUCACCUGCGAGAGUUGCAGUAUCGCAAAGCGCAAGAACUGUACAACAGCAAAAAGCUGGAGAAAGACACAACAGCAGGGAUCCAGGGAUCAAGAGCUGCCAUCCGUAAUCUUGCAAGCCGCAUCAGUAAGCUAGACCAUGAUUCCUUGAAGCAGCAGGAGAUUAUAUAUAAUCAGGACUUUAACAUUCAGCAACUUGAGCGGAAGAUUUCACGCCUCCAGGGUGAAAGAAGCACUGAAGAGAUGGAUGCCCUGAACGCCAAAAUCAUGGAAUUGACAGACACGUUGGACGUCCGCAACAACACACACCAAUUACUUAGCGCCCAGCUGAAACGACUACAGGAUGACAUAAGGCGAGUGAAGCGAGAUUUAGAGACAAGCGGCAAAGAGAAAGAUGAUCUGACAAGCAAGAUAGAGGAAUUGAAUCUCCACAAUGACAGCUCACAAAGAGUUCUCAAGAAAGUUAUUUCACAGAAGCAGGAUUUGAUGGUUGAUGAAAACAUCUUAAAACUUGAAAUCAAGCGAUUGAGAGAUAUUCUAAACUCAAAAGCAGACACUGUGUUCAGCUUGGAAAAGAGACGACUGCAGUUGGAAACGGCAAUGAAAGAAAGACGUCAGGAGAUAGCCAUCCACAAAGACAUGCUAAAGGCACAAUUGAAGGCAUCUGAUGAAGAGAAGUCUACGGUUAGCAUGGAACUACAUGAACGCAUAUCAAAGAUCGACAAGUUGCGCAAAAGAUAUGAGAUACUGAUGAUCUCCAUGGCACCACCUGAGGGGGAGGAGGACCGUUCCCAAGCCUACUAUGUUAUACAGGCAGCGCAACAGAAAGAAGAAUUACAAAGAAAAGGAGAUGAUCUGGAUGCAAAGAUCAGGAAGUCAGAGAAAGAGAUCAAAGCACUGGAGAACACUCUGAGACUAAUGAAUGGUAGAAAUGAAGUGUACAGGAAAAGUUUCAACAGAGUUACAGAAACAAGUGAAGAGUAUGAGGAAAAGCAACAACUGGAGGAGCAGCUUCGUGCAGUGAUGGACAAAUACAAAUACAAAAGACGUCAGAUACGUGAACUGCAGGAUGACCUUGGUACGAUGAGUAACACACUGGAUAACUUAGUGCGGGAUGAGAACGCUUAUUCUGAAAUGAUUUCUGAGAAAGAAAACAAAACACAACAGUUGAGCAAGGAAUUAGGAGACCAAAAGGUGAAAAUUGAAAGAGUGAAUAAACAAAAUGCAAGAUAUGCAAGAGAACUGAGAACGUCAAAGAAAGUUAAAGGAGAAACACAUGAAGAGCGUGACUUUGCUUUGCGUGAGCUUCGUGAUUUCAACAAGAAUGUGAUGAAACAGAUGGGAGAGGUACUCCACGGCCACCCUGAUCUCACACCAACAGCGCAGAUGCUCUUCUCCCAGGCUGGUUUACCUGCACCCCCACCACCAAGCUCACCCGGCAAAUAUAGCUCUCGUCCUGGUUCCUCUCUCAGUGGACGUAGUGUUGGCAGCCUAGGCUCAGUCAGAACACCAUCAUCCAUACGUAGCGGAGAGUCAAGUCGGGCAGCGUCCAGCAGGGCAGCAUCCAGCAGAGCAAGUGUUGCUCGAAAAGCUACGAUUGACCUCGGAUUUGAGGUCAGCGGAAUCAGCCCCGGUAGAUCACCAUCUCAAACACCACCAGGAAGCCAAAGAGGGUCGCGACCCCCAAGUGCUACUAGCAGUCGUGGAAGUCGUCGUUAAUUAAAUAAGAGAAACAACACCAUUUUAUGGAUUUACUUUAAAAGUUUAUUUCAUGAUUUAAAAAUAGACAAUUAUAUCUAAGAAUAUAUAAUGAUCCAACAAAUAAUAUAUACACUGAAACAUACAAUUAGAUUACUUUUGUAAAUAACCACAAAAUUUUAAUAAUAUUCUUACUGUGUACAACUUUGUUCUAUUUAUUCUAUUGAUUUGGUCAGUGAUAGGAAAAAUGUAGACCUCAACAUCUGAAAACCUUGCUUGACAGACACGAAAGUGAGAAACACCAGUAUUGUCAGAAGGAUGAAGUAACUCCUCAAAAUAUUCAACAUUAAAUAAAUCAUAAGUAAAAACUUAAUGAGAAAGAUACUGCAUAAUUAUUAUAUUUAAAAAAAUACAAAUACUCUUUUGGUUUAUUUGAAAAGAAUCUGGGUUGAUAUUUUAUUACUGAAAAUGAAUCAAGAAGCUUUGAUUAGAAAUCUACAGUAUAGGCCCUGCCUGAUAUUCAUGAAUAUUUCAGUACAGCUCAUUAACAUUAUAAAGUAACUAUUACUGAUAGUUAAUACCAGUUAUCAAAUUAUAACUGACAUUUUGUGUGCUGGGAGAAAUCAGAUAAAUAUGAGUUUAAUUAAUUACAGCUCUAAAUACAAGAUUCACAGUCCAGAGGUAUAAUACCAGCCAAGUAUAUUUGGUGGUUGUGGGUUCGAUUCCUGUCUGUGUCACUUUGAUUAUUUCCAUUGUACUGUAAUAUAAACAUUAAACGUUGAUUUGUAUAUUAUGUAGUAUAUCUAUGUAAAUCUUACAAUGGAAUAUAUGUGGCAAAAAUAAGCCAAACCAGUCACUCCUCGCAACAAAUUGAUUUUUAGUUAUUAAUGGUUAAUUAAUAAAAUGAAGUUAUAAAAUGGUAAAAACAUUUUUUAAAUACAUUUCGUUAUGAAUUUAUAGGAGUUUUUGAGAAAUCAGCCUGUUUACGAUUUUUGGACACUCCUCAGGUAGAAAAUCACCACCAAAACCUUAAAAAAUGUUGUUUUAAUGUUGAUAAUGGGGAAAAUAACAAUCCAUGAUGUAUAGAUAUAUAAAUUUUAGUUUAGUGUAAUAAAAUAUAUUUCAAAAACUGACAUUCCAACAUGUUUUGGCUAUUGUCUUUGAAAGACGAUUUGUUAGGAGUGACUGGUUUGGCUCGUGUUCGCCUCAUAUAGUGAAGUUUGCGAUCAUUAAUAUUAUGUUGAAUGAUGUUAAAUUAAAAUUUCAAAAGUUUGUAACUAUA